Molecule: messenger RNA, 3025 nt
Organism: Mycena citricolor
Lineage: Eukaryota; Fungi; Basidiomycota; Agaricomycetes; Agaricales; Mycenaceae
Source: the annotation of a GenBank genome assembly
GUUUGUCUCGCGUUGCCUUUCUCGGGGCCGGAUCCCUACGCAAACAGCCGUCUCUAUCGUGCUUCGACUCUGUCGAACACCCAUCCCCUUGUCCAAGGCACCAUCUCUCCUGAGGCCUUUUUGAAUUUAAUCACUUUCUGGCAAAACAAAUCCCCGUUGAUUCGGACCUUGCGCUCACACAGGAACUGGAGUGUGUGGAAGUUAAAUGUCAUCGGUUGCCAUGAGUGAGGAGCGGGCCUCCGAAAUUGCCCCAACGGCAGCGCCAGAAUCACAGACAGCACCCCGCCCACGUUGCCCGUAGCCGGGACUAGUCCACAUGCAAAGAGGGAUGAUUGCCACGAGUCACCGCUAGCGUCUGAGUCUGACCUACCGAUCGCGACAAAGAAAUUAAUAUUUGCACGUCACAGCCACGUGGACGUGACACGUCGUACUAAGCAGCCGCCUCGAGUCUUGACCACCGGCAAUUCAUGAGUUCAUCCAAUAUCGAUGCAGCAAGUGUGAAGGCUCUUCUUGAUCGACUCAGGGGGUCUCAAGCAUGGCAAGACGCGGUCAACUCCCAAGCCUCUACAAGCGGGGUUGUUCAAACGGUGCCUUCCCCUCAAGAUAAGCAUACACCAGAUCCUGGGAUCCCCGCCCCGUCUGUCGCGUCGCUUCUCUCACAGUUAAACGCCACCCCAAGCACCAACACGCAAUCUGAGCCGCAACUGGCACGUAGUCGACCAUAUGGACCCUCGUCGAUCCCAGUUCCAACUCUAUCAGCACGAGGACAGACUCUGGCGCCGGUCUCAAACACCGCCCCUCUUGUAAUCGAAGAUGUCCGAGGGAUGUCUUUCCAGCAGGCUCUUCCGAGGCUCGGUGAACUGGCCGAGGAUCCAGCUGUGGUCGCAGCCAUCCAACGGCUCAAACAAGAGCAAGACAGAUUAGAGCGCCUGCUUUGGGACGAGCGCACCGCCAUCCGCACUAAAUUCGAAGAGAAGGUUCAGGUCGCCAAGAACAAGGCCACCAUGAUCGGUGUCGGACUGUCCAAGCACGAAGCAGAUAUGCUUGUUUCGGGAUAUGAAAAGGAACUGGCACGAUUCGAUUCUGAACGUGUGGUUCCGGCCUGGGACGGAUUGGUCUCAAACCAGCAGUCGGCGUUGGCCCAAUUGGGGAUCCCCACCAUGUUUCCCACUACUGUCAGAACAGACGCCGAGCGCCAGCAGCGUGUGAUACAAGUUUUAGAGGGUAUCUUAGGCUGAAUGUUAGCCAUGUCCGUCAAUGGCCUUGUUUCCGGCCCGUAGUCCGUUGAUGCGUAGAUACCAUUAUUUCGUUCGGGCUCCUUCCGCUUGGGCCACGCGCCAAUUUCCACGCGCCGAUGAAUAUCCGCAUCGCGUUCCGCUUGAUCCAGUGAUCGUGACUCCGAGGAUGACCAGUUUGGUGUCUGGAUGCGAUCGGCCGCGUAGCAAGGUUCCUCCGGAGACCGUCUCGGACUCACUCAGGGAUCGAAGAUAGCAGCUCGCUUUUCCUCUGCACUUAGGCCAUGGUCUCGACGCGCUAAAUCCUCUUUUGGACUGGACACUAUUUUGCAAUUAGCCCUUCCUCACAAUGCCUUUCGUCGACCUGCAAAGCUCGAACGACUUUGCUUCCAUCUUCUACCAAACCAACUCACCUUCGGGCAACGUGGGCGGCUUCGAUUCCAGUAAACCGCUCGUCUGCAUUCUGCACCCCACAUUCCUCGAUUCUUCAUGGGUCUACUCGCAGUUUGAAGACCCUCGCCUGGAUUCGGAGUUCAAUCUUAUCGCAUUCGACAUGCGGGUCGCAGGGAAGUCGGAGUGUCGGACGAGUGGGAAGCACGACAGCUGGGUGGACGCAGCGGAUUUGGCCCUUUGCCAUCAGUUUCUGAAGCUUCCCCCGCUCCACAUUCUCGCUCUCGAAAGCAAUGCUAUCAACUGCGCCCUCCGAUUCGCGGCUCUAUUUCCAGAACUAUGUCUCAGUCUGGCGUUGUGUAACGUGCCAGCGCCCACCGAACUCAAAUGGAUCUACACGGCGUACGAUGAACUGAUACAGACCUGGUGCUUUGCCGAGGAUUUAGAGUCCUACGAGCAUAUUGCCAUGGAAGCGGUCACUCUGACUCUGGGGCCUGACACUCCGCCCGACUUGCGGGAUCAGCUCAUCGCCUACUGGGAAGUCACAAGCCAUCCAAGGCGACGCACACGACUUCUUGAGCAGGCGAAUAUCCUGAUGCAUCGAACACCUCUUCCGACGUCCGCCUUCACGCACAUCACACAGCCUGUUCUCAUAAUUCAUGGAGACGCGAACGAGGCAUGUCCUCGGAAAUAUGCUGAACGCUUAGCCAAUGAGCUCAAGGCGGUGUUAUACACUGUCAAAGGUGGCGGAGGCUAUCUCAGCAUUCCUCUUGGCACAGCGUCCAUCGUGAACCAGGUCUACACCAAAUUCAUUUCCCGUCUGCCUCACGUCGAGUCCGACUUUCCUGCGAGCAUACGGCCAGUCGAAGACCGAAUGCGGGAGGCUCUGGUCACACUGGAAACAAUCACGGGAGACAAUCUGCGAACGCGAGAUCCGAUGUCGUCCCUUUCCUUCAGCUGUCUCUCUGAAGAGAUCGUGCAGCGGCAGAGCCAAGCGCUGGAAGCCUACAAAAGGGGGCAAAGUACCGCGUUCCUGCCUCUUGGACCGACAGGGAGACCAAUUCGGAGAUACUCGGAGCGACCCCGGGAUGAUUGGUUCGAGAGCAAGUCGGAAGGCAUAUCAUAUGCAGGCGGCCGUUACUUUCCAGAGGGAGGAGUCCGGUCCGAUAGGCCACUUCCGAUGCCGCAACCCGAGCUGACUUCCAAUGAUCACAACCGCUUACGACGAGGAACGUUCAACUCGGGCUCUGUUGAGAAAGGUGUCAUCAAGGGCUCGAUGGCUCGAGUCGUCGGCACCCAACCCACGUUGCAGAAGCUGUUUCUGUAAUAUCAUCAUAUACCAUCCAUCUGUCCAUCAGUACUGUAUCAGCGGCCAUACCCCCAUAUAUAUGUCAUCCAUA